CCGUCGCGGUUGUCUCUCUUUUUUUCAAGGUGUUAGUGAGUUUUUUCUGCAGAGUCUUGUCGUGUGCCUUUCUAGUCACGUGUCAACCGGGAACACGCCCUUAGUGAAGUUAUCGGGCUCCGGUUUUGUACUCGUUUUGGCGAUCGUUCGCUUGUUGGUUUCCCAGUACCACAGUCUUCCUUUCGUUGGCCUAUCGGUAUUACACGUGGUUCGCUGUACUUUCGCGUUCAUAUCGAUAUAACCCAUGAUACAGAUCCGGGUUACGUGUGUCUUCGUAGCAGACAGAACUCACGGCAGCGUUUUUGUGUGUUUAGGGACCGAUACAAAGACCUACUUGUGAGUGCCUUGUCCGGCAACAACAGAAAGCUGCCCUCUCAUCUUGAAUUCCAUGCAGCCUUCCUCAUCCUUCCCUCUUUUUUGGUACACCUUUUUGCAACCAUGGUGAGGAGUAGCUCUGUGAGUGCCGUUCUGUUGUGUGCGCGUUCCUCAUUCCGUUCUCCAUCGGUUGGACGGGAAGGUGCAACAAAAGCGGAGACUUUGCCCGAGACAAGAGUCUCCCAAGGCUCUGCAAAUUCUUCCUCCGUCUCAUAUGUAGCCAAAGAAACAUCGCCGGUCGAUUGCCUGCAAAUUUGCAGGAACUCAACUGCUGACGAUGGACGCCUUCCUUCGCAUGCGGGCGCCGAGACGUUUUCCACACAGGAUCGUACACCGCUCCAGUCCUCCUUUUUGACACGCAGUUGGAUUCCAUUUCGCCACAAAGAAAGGAAGGUUCUCGGUGCCGAAAGACCUGCAGAAGGUGCCGCUGAUCGAAAUGUCGAAAAUCCUGUUCACAAACACCUGAAAAAAAGCACGCGAGGAGAGUCCUUUGACGGUAGUUUAGGUUGGCGUUCAGGUGGUUGCCGUUUCUUGUCCAAAAGAAAGGGCAAACGUCGGGCUUCUUCGUGUCCUUCUGUCAGUUCCAGGAGUCAGGAAGUAGCUGAAUACGGACGGACUGGUUCUGGCGAGCAGAAAAACGCUCGUUGCGCCGAACCGACAAAUUCGUGUUCACCGAAACGCGGCAGAGAACCCCUGAGGCUCUUUACCCUCACUUCUUGCUUAAUUAGGAGACGCCAGAACAGUGCAUGUCGUUUCGCGGAGACUGAAAACGCAGCCGGGAAUCCCAGGCAGGCAUCAAGGGAAGAAAGAGGUGCUUUCUGUGAAGGAACCGGUAGCAGAGGUUGUCGCUGUUGUAGCUCGGGCGCUGGAGAAGUGCCUGUGCACCCUAAGUUUUCGUCGUUCCCUGUGCCAGGAGAACGUGAUUCUGCUUCUCUUUCUCCGGGAAGCCACACCACGAAGAGUCGGGAGAACAGCUGUCCGGUCAACACCGCGGAAAAGGUGAAAGUUCCUCCUUUUCGCCGAGAAGCAAAUACGACAAGAACGCCAGGAAGAUCGGACACCCCCGGCGCCCCUUCGCCGCACCCGAGGAAAAACUUCCGAAGUGCAGAGACAGAAGACAGAAACAUGCAGGUGGAAACAACUGCAAGCCAACGUCUGAAAACGCGCGAGUCUUCGGUUGCGAAAACCAUUUUGGAAUACAGAGAGGAAUACGAAUGCGCCCCGCCCCGAUCCGAACCUUGCGUAAAGCUCCGCUCAACCCGCAGUGCUGUGACCUACAAGCAGACUUCACAGCUUCGUGCAGAAAGGAAAAAACACUGCGUUCUGAGGCAUCAGUCGCGGGACAGACACCGGUUUCCGUCUGCGAGUAGACCGGAACCGAGGACUGACAGAGGGGGGAAGACAGUCUUUAGAUCAGACACAAACGUAUACACGCGCGGCCGUCAUUUCCACAAAGCCUCUGAAAGAAAAGCGACAGACCCGCAGGCACCGCGAGCGAAGAGGGAAUGGAAUGCGAAGACACCGGAACACCUAGAGCCGCUCUGCGGAGAAAAGGAAAAGCAAAAGCCGGAACUCGAGGUAGAACAAACGCUAGCGAAAGCCGCACUGAGAAAAACCCGCGCCGAAGAUUCACAACCGACUGCAAAACGAACAAGAGAGCUUGAGCCCAGAGUUCCUAGUGAAUUCAAAAGAGAAAGAGAAACGAGGCCACACUCAAAAGGUCGCAAGCACUGCCUCAGCAAACAAGCACAAGAAGAAGGCGAGAGAAGCUGGGUGUCGGAAAAGGGUCCGCGAGACGUUUGCGAUCCGUCGACGUCGAAGAACCACAAAACAUCCUCCAAAGAAGCCCAACAGACGAAACAGAGCUCCUCAGAAUGCCGCGAUGGUACUGGUACGGGCGUGCAUGAAAGUUUUAAGCUUUUUCCGCACGGCGUAACUUGCGCUGGAUCUGUUAAGGCAGCCUUGUCCUGCUCUCAGCACUCGCGUUUUCCUUCGCCUGCUGAGCCGACAAGAAACGGAUUUCCUCGAUCUCCAGCCUACGUACCGUGUGAUGGUAGAGUCGACAAACAUCGGAACGGGCCCCUUUCUCAUGGAAGAACAGAACAGGACAAAACGGAGGAAAGGAACCACCAACGAGUUCUAGCACGGAGACUUUCUCCGUCAGCUGUGCCUCCCGCAGCAAUCUCCCGCCUUCCUGCUCAAGCGCAGCGACUUGCGACCUCUUUCCUGUCAAAUCGCGAUCUGUUUUUUUCCCUGCCUUCCUGUUCGGCGGCGGUGUUAUCUCUUGAAGAAACCGAAAACACUGGCGUGUAUUGUGUCGGCACACCCGCCUCGUUGUGUCGGCUUGAGAGGUCCGGAUGGGCAAGACCAAAAACCGGCGCUCUAGAGGAGGGGAAAAACAAAGUCUGCCUUGAGGCGUGAAAGCGCGCGCACCUUGACUUUUCUCAUAGCUACUGCCACCCGGCCCGCGACAUCCAGCCGACGGCGGAAUGCAAGUAAAAACAACACACCUAAAACUGCUGGGGCCUGUGGAUAAAUGUCAAGCAUGCGACCUUCACGUUUUCUGUGUGAAAUCUUCUUCGAAGAAACACCUACGGCUUCAGAAAAAUGCAGACGUACCCACCUGUGAUACCCCUAAAUACGCAUAUGCGUAUCCUCAUUUUUUUCUUUUGGAAUUCUUCUCGUCGAAGACUCAAAUGAUGUAGCAGAAACGGUCUCUCUUUUCCGCACGUAUUGUGUAGGGUAACGACGCCUUCAGCUUUUACGUGGUGUGAUUGCGACUGAAAGGUGGAAUCUGCGGACGGAGAUCCACUGAUUCGCUGGUUUCGCCCAUACAUUCGCGCAUUUACCUCUUCCUUCUUUCCCUAGAAUCCAUCGGUUCGCUGAAAAUGCUUGACUUGUUUUUUUGCUGUCACGAAACUCCUGACACAAACUGCCGGUAGCCGGCCGCUAAAACGGCCCUCUGUCGAGCAACGUUCGUCACCCCUGUGUGCUCAUAGACCCCAAGCUCAAAUACAUUUACAUACACACGCACACCUUUAAGUUCCUAUAGAGAAAGGCUAAUUGACGUACACCCAACUGCAGGGUUGAAUUUCUCCCGACAUUGGAAAACUCGUCGUGCAGCGUUUUCGUGAUCACUGUUGACGAUAUCCAUCUAGCUCAGCAAGAACGCCGGAAGA
Molecule: messenger RNA, 3554 nt
Organism: Toxoplasma gondii ME49
Lineage: Eukaryota; Apicomplexa; Conoidasida; Eucoccidiorida; Sarcocystidae
Exons: 2
Coding region: 439-2796 (785 amino acids)
Source: RefSeq, a predicted model, not a curated record